Molecule: messenger RNA, 918 nt
Organism: Macroventuria anomochaeta
Lineage: Eukaryota; Fungi; Ascomycota; Dothideomycetes; Pleosporales; Didymellaceae
Exons: 2
Coding region: 1-711 (236 amino acids)
Source: RefSeq, a predicted model, not a curated record
AUGUCAGAAGAAGACCCUUCGCGUCUGGACAAUGAGAUCGAGCUCCUCACUGCAAUCUAUCCCGACCAGGCCAUCUACACGCCCAAGAGUCGCGAGCUCAAGUUCAUACAAGAACAUGCAACAUUACAGCUUCGCAUACCAGAUACCUACCCGGAGUCAGGUCUACCUGACGUAUUAGGUGCAACCGAUUCUUCCAGACAUGACAUCAGAACACAAACAAAGACAGCCAUCCAAGCCCUCAACCUGCCAGAAGGAGAAGAAGCGCUUGACGCGAUCAUAUCAGCAUUCCAACAAGUUGUUUUAGAUAGACUUGAGACAUCAAGUAUUGGUUCCGCAAAGUCUACGAAGUCUGUGAAGGGAACAAAAGAUGUGGAUCCAAAUACCAAGAAGACAGUGAUAAUAUGGCUACACCACCUCCUCAACACCAACAAGCGCAAACUCUGUCUCUCCCCGCCCUUCUCUGGUAUCACAAAACCAGGCUAUCCAGGGGUCCUGAUCUAUUCAGGGCCAGCAGCAGCCGUUAAUGCGCAUGUCAACGAACUGAAGGCGCAGAACUGGUCAGCUUUCCAGGUCAGAUUCGAGGAAGAAGUUGAGUGGCGGUUUGCGCAUGGGGAAGGGGUCAGGGAGGUGGAGAGUAUGGCGGAUGUGGAAAGCACAGGGCAGGGUCAAAAGCAAAAAGAAGAGUUCUUGAAGGCUGUUGGUAUUAAAUGAUGAUGGCCGCCAGCAAUGAGCACUAUCAUUGAUUGAAGAAGACAGCAACAUGGGCAACGAAAGCGUAUCUGCGUCAACGCAACCUGGAGGUUAUCAGUGUAUUCGGGCGCCAUUGGAUGCUUACUAAUGCAGUUCCGGAGCGCUUCGUGAGCGGGCAACAUCAACUCCAAAUUGCGAUAGAUUAACUUGAAGAGAACAAAGACUUGG